Paramecium sonneborni is the source of this 1019-nucleotide messenger RNA. NCBI's taxonomy places the organism in Eukaryota, Ciliophora, Oligohymenophorea, Peniculida, Parameciidae. The record is from the annotation of a GenBank genome assembly.
AUAAAAGUUGAAAUUUAAUUUAACAAGAAGAAUUGAGAGUAACAAUGAACAAUCAUUAAGCUAUUUAUAAAGGAAUAAAAAAAAAGGAAGAAGUGAUCUCUACUUAAAUCACAGAAAGGUUUGCAUAAGAAUCAUAAUAUAAUACUAUUUAUACUCAAAAUUUAACACCCAAUCAGAGUCGCCAGUAAUCAGAUACAAAUAUUGAUUAAUUAAUCUUAAAUCCAAACGAUUCUAAUACAUAUAAUACUCCUAAAAAAAAUUAAAAACUAAAUCAAGAAUUAAUUUUAAAGAGUAAUGAGCUAUUAAAGAAAAAAUAAAUAAAUUUAAAUACUAAUACUGAGAAUAGUAAUUCAACUACAAAUAAGUUGAGUUCAUCUAUUUUAAUUUUAAAAAAAUAGGAAGAAAAAGAAUGCAAAUAUUGUGGAUAAACUGAUUCAUAAAAUAAUUUUAUACGUCCUUGCCUUUGCAAAGGAUCAAUGUAGCAUGUACAUUAAUAAUGUGUGCAAAAAGAUGUUGAAAGUAAUUUUAUGGAUGAAAAAUAAAGUAGAUUUAUAAAGCCCAUUAGGUGUGAAAUUUGUAAAUUCCUUUUUAGAAUAAAACUUUAUAAGGAGAUAAAUUUAAUAUAAUCUUUUAAAGAUCCUACUAAACAUGAAAAAUUAUUAUUCUUAUCAUUCAUUUUGACAAUUUUAUCAAUGAUAAUAAUAUCGCUAAUAGUAUUGUCAAUUGUAAUAAAGGAUGAUUUAAAAAUACAUAUUGAUUUAUUAAUUGGGAUUAUCAUUGCUUUUUUGAUAGUUUUAGGAUUGAUAUUAGCUUUUGCUUUAAAUUUUUUGGAUUUAAUUACAAAUGUAUAUAAAUUGUUAUUUAUUGUAGUAUUAUUGGUUUGUUUAAGAUCGACAUUUAGGUAAUUAAGUUGAUAAUGGAAUUUAAGUGGAUUAUUAGAGUUUGAAUUUGAUUUUAUCACUUGGGACACUGAAAUACUAAUGGAAUAAGUUUUAAGUACUACCUAUAAAUGAAUGAGU